Molecule: messenger RNA, 10348 nt
Organism: Dunckerocampus dactyliophorus (ringed pipefish)
Lineage: Eukaryota; Metazoa; Chordata; Actinopteri; Syngnathiformes; Syngnathidae
Gene: slc8a3
Product: solute carrier family 8 member 3
Exons: 6
Coding region: 3611-4498 (295 amino acids)
Biological process (GO): sodium ion transmembrane transport; cell communication; calcium ion import across plasma membrane
Cellular component (GO): axon; postsynapse; sarcolemma
Molecular function (GO): calcium:sodium antiporter activity
Source: RefSeq, a predicted model, not a curated record
ACCGCCUCCAUCACUGUUUGGUACGGUAACUGUACAACACGUGAUAGGAAGGCACUCCAGCGGGUGAUCAAGACCUCACAGAACAUUGUUGGGGCAGCCCUCCCCUCACUGCAAGACAUUUAUAAAUCUAGAGUCCUACGCAGAACACACAACCUCAUCAAGGACAGCACACAUCCACAACACUCAUUAUUCACACUCCUACCGUCAGGCAGACGCUACAGGAGUUUGAAGUCCAGGACCACAAGGCUGGCAAACAGCUUUUACCCACAGGCCAUCAGGCUUCUCAACGAAGCACUCACACACGCCGCACGCAACACACGCACACACUCAUAGCACUUUAUUUAUUUAUUACUUAUUUAUUUGUAUAUUUAUUUGUAUGAAUGUCUUUUCUUUUUGUUGCUGCUUAAUUUAUUGGUAUAUAUGUUUAUGUGUUUAUGUUUCUUAUGUUCUUAUUCUUUCAUUUGUUUUCUUUCUUUUCUUGGGAGAAUGAACAGAAUAAGAUUUUCAUUGCAUGGUAUAACUGCUGUUUUACCAUGCACAUGACAAUAAAACUCUCUUGAAUCUUGAAAUGCUGAAGCAAACGUUCUAAAGUGAAGAAAAACUUGCGUUACAAUUACAGAGAAUGACACCUGGUGGCAAAAAUAUAUUUAAUACAAAAAGAGUCUUCUGAGAGUGAAAAUACAGAUACAAAAAUAGAUGACAAAAACAGAGUCCGAACAUAAAACUGGGCAAAGCCAAAAGGUAACAACAAAAAACACUGCUGGCAAAAUGGACUAGCAGGAAAAAAUACCAAAAACCUAAACCGAAUUCGCUGCCGAAAAACCCAGGCAGGAACUACACCAGCCAAACAGGGUAGAAAUAGUCACCAUAAAUAGACGCAAAAAGACCAGAGGCAUACAACACAAGCGAGAGCUACACGAGGAAGGAAGCGUGGUCAACUAGCGUGUAUGAAGGGACGAUCUGGCACAGAAUGAGUCCAGGCACCAGGCCAAAGUACUCGAGCUACUGAGAUUGCUUGCAGGGGGGUACGGGUUGCUCCGCUGCAGCGGGAACACAUGACACACAAUAGCUUUGAAGUCAGCAUGAGUUUUGUGGUUCACGACCUACAGUACGGUCAUGAGCUGUGGCUCAUGAACGAAAGGACAAGAUGACGGGUACAAGCGGCCCAAAUGAGUUUUGUGGUUGCACUGUCCCUUCGAGAGAAGGCAAGGAGCACUGUCAUCUCUUUUACUCAUCUUGCUUUUCAUUUACGGUGUGGAUUUAUUUUAUUGACUCUUUUCAUACUUGUUGUAAAUGUUUAGGUUUAGGUUUGGUUUAAUUUAUUUCGAACAUGCAUAUGUCCGAAAAGGAGUAGGAAGAAGCAGAGCUUAUUUAAUCCUAUCCCCUUUUUGUAGCACAUCAAUUGCUAAUACAUACAUGUGUGUACAUACACAUACAAACACGCACAUACAUAUAGAUACACUUACAUCUGCACCUACACAAGUAUGCACAUAUACACAUAUACAGUAUACAGGUACACAAAUGCUAAAAAAAAAAAAAAAAAAUUCUCCCCCCCUUUUUUCCUCCUCCUCCUUUCCUUUUCCCUUUCUAUUUAUCCUGUCCUUCCUCUCCUGUUGAUAUCCACAUCGUCUUUAGUGUUGCACUGCUAGUGACGCUGGGUUUGUAUACAAGAGUUCCUUUUAUUAACUAUGUCAAGGUUAUUGCAAUUAUGCUUAUUAUCAUAGUAAUAUAAUGUUUAAUAUGUUCCCAGAUAGCUAAUAUCUUGGACAACAAGCACACUUGCGACUCCUGGAGCUCCUUUUAGUUUGAUGUCGAUUUUCCCGUUAGUGCUCCAAGUGCUUUGAAUCUUUCCUUGCUUCCUCAGGUCUCGUGCUUUCCUGGCGAUGUCGGAAUUGCGUUUUGUGAGAUGCUCAUUCAUGUAGACGUUGGUGCCUCUUAGCUUCUUUCCCUGUUUCAGCAGUGCAGCUUUGAAUUCCCUGUUGGUGAACUUAAUGAUGACAGGUGUGGUGUUGUCCCUGCCAUGGAGUGGGACGUGUAGGAAGUUAGCAAUCUGUUGCUUUAUUGAAGGAACAUCUCUUGACUUGGGUGUGAUUUGGAGCCCUGUGAGGACCACAUCAUUAAUUCGUGCAAUCUGAUCUACCUCGUCAAUGAAGUUUUUAAUUUGCUCCUUGAUAUUCUCCUUUGCUUCUUUCUCUUCCUCGAGGGUGGUGCGAAAGUCAGCAUUAUCCUUCAAUCGUGCCUUGAUGUCAUCCUGUAGAAUGUUGAUAUCAUUGCAUAAUGCUCUAUUUUCUUCCCUGGGGUCUUUAGCGUCCUUAAGAUCAGUACAUGAGGCGGCUUCCAUAUGGUUUAAAGCCUCCUUGAGAGCACUGCGCAAGGCAGCGUUAUCUUCCAAUAAAGCCCUGAUAUCAUCCUGCAGAACCCUAACAUCCUUGCAAAAUGCUGUAUUUUCUUUACGGUUUAUCGCUUCCUGAAGAGCAGAGCGCAAGGCAGCAUUGUCAUUCAACAGUUCCUUAAUGUCGUCCUGCAGAGCCUUGAUAUCUUCCAUAGGGUAUUUAACCUCCUUAAGAGCGGCACCCAGGUCUGCAUUUUCAUCUUGCAACUUCUUGACUUCGUUUCUUAGUUUUUUGAUAUACUUGUUCUGUGCUCUAUUUUCUAUUUUGCUAGCAGGUAUCGAUAGUUGUAUCUGUACCUCUCGACUAUCCAAGUUAAAGUUGGGGGAUUCAGCAAGCAGCACUGAUCUUGUGUUCAUGAAGUGUCGUCAGGAAAGCACCAAAAUAGUUAAAAUUUCCAGUAUCAUCAACAGAGCUCCUGCCAUACACGUCCUUCCCUGUCAAGGAAAAAAAAAAAAAAAAGAAUUUGAUGUAUGUAUUUGAUGUACCAGCUUUAAUUGUACUCAUUUGUACUUUGAAUUAAUUAUUGUUCAUACUAGUUUUAGUUUGUGCACCACUUUGGGAACUGUGUCUAUAAAACGUGCUAUAGAAUGAAAGUGGAUUGCAUAAAUGACAUCUUCUUCAACUUAGCCCAUUUUUAUUUGGAGUGUUAUUUUUGUUUUAUGAAUAGCCUGUUUUAUGUUGCACCACGAUAACUAUUUUGUGUAACCUACGCUGACAAUAAAAACGACUGUGAUUCUAUUACCCAAUAAUAAUAUGUUUUUAUGAGUAUCGUCUAAUUUUAAUGUGAAACCCAACGUACGUUAUGACUAUAACAUAGUCUUGUGUCACAAAUACUGUAAUGCUGUUUGCAUUAGUAGCUGUUAUUCAAAGAUGAAAAUACACAUUGAAUUUUGGAAAAACGUUUAAUUCCAACCACAAUUCGCAAGGUAUUGUUAAUGAAUCCAUAUUUUUCUUUGAUUGACGUUGUAGUGCGUUGCAAAAGCACAAUAAGGGACUUCUGAGCGUGACUAUGCGUGAUUCCAACACUACUUCAAUCCACGGUGGGUUUGGUCAUUGCUACAUUUCAUCAGCUAGCGUCACAGCUCUUGUCAGCUGCGCUGCUUUGCUUUCAGUGGCGGGAAAACAACCGAAAAAGGAUGCAUCCAGCUCUUUCAAUACAGAUGACACAAUGCUUGCUCUCAGCUUUAUUCGCGUAAAAUGGUGACUUUGUCUGGCCUAUGCUGCUGGCCCACGAUGCUCCAGACAGGAAGUUGACGUCCGACGAGGAGGAGGCCAAGCGCAUCGCCGAGAUGGGUAAGCCCGUGCUGGGGGAGCACUCCAAGAUGGAGGUCGUCAUUGAGGAGUCAUACGAGUUUAAGAGCACGGUGGACAAGCUCAUCAAGAAGACCAACCUGGCCCUGGUGGUGGGCACCAACUCGUGGAGAGAGCAGUUCAUGGAGGCCAUCACCGUCAGUGCAGACGAGGACGAGGACGAGGCGGGCGAGGAGCGUCUUCCGUCCUGCUUCGAUUACGUCAUGCACUUCCUGACGGUGUUCUGGAAGGUGGCGUUCGCCUGCGUGCCGCCCACCGACUACCUGAACGGCUGGGCGUGCUUCGUGGUGUCCAUCAUCAUCAUCGGCCUGCUGACCGCCGUCAUCGGCGACCUGGCGUCGCACUUCGGCUGCACCGUCGGCCUGAAGGACUCAGUGACCGCCGUGGUCUUUGUGGCGCUCGGCACGUCCGUCCCAGACACGUUUGCCAGCAAGGUGGCGGCGGUGCAGGACACGUAUGCCGACGCCUCCAUCGGGAACGUGACGGGCAGCAACGCCGUCAACGUGUUCCUGGGCAUCGGUGUGGCAUGGUCGGUGGCGGCCAUCUACUGGCACAGCAAAGGCAAGCCCUUCGUGGUGGAGGCCGGCUCGCUGGCCUUCUCCGUAACGCUCUUCACCAUCUUCGCCUUCCUGGCUGUGUCGGUGCUGCUGUACCGGCGCCGCGCUCACAUCGGGGGGGAGCUGGGGGGCCCGCGCGGGCACAGACUGGCCACUUCGGGCUUCUUUUUCAGCCUGUGGUUCCUCUAUAUCCUCUUCUCCAGCCUGGAGGCCUACUGUCAUAUAGAGGGCUUCUAAAGGGCCGCCCUCCCCCUCCAACACACACACACACACACACACACACUGCUGGAGGGAUGCAAGGAGACGUGCCCGUGAUGGCGCUUCCAGACCAUGCCAAGGGGACCGGCAGUCCACUGGAUGAGACCACGUGGAGAGAGUUUAUAUUUUUCUCAACAUCUUCACCACUGACACUUUUGUAAGAAAAGUAUUUUGGGGAUAAAAAUGCGAAAAAGGAACAAAACCGACAAAAAAAACCUUUCUAAUCAAUCUGAGUGAACAAGAUGACACACAACGUUGUGGGAUGGACUUUUGAUUCGACGUCAUGUUUUGUUCAAUGUCCCGAGUGGAAAAGGUGACACACAACGUUGUGGGACGGAGCUGUCGGAUUUGUUUUGCUUUGACUUCAUGCUUUAUUCAGCAUCCUGGGUUGAAAAUGUGACACACAACGUUGCGGGAUGGACUUGUAGGAUUUCUUUUGCUUUGGCCUCAUGUUGUGUGGGAGCACUGAAGAACCAACACCGUAGAAGAAGACUGCUGAUACUGAACACGACACACUGCACUCUGUAUACAGAAUGAUCGUUCAUUCACAUACUUAGUGUGCUUCUCAAGUGUGCUCACCUCCUGCUUCUUCUCACGAGCGUAGACAAGGGAGCGGAUCGGACUACAUCCUGGAACCAUGGGUCCUUUAGCUUGCACAAUCAUCCUGCUUUCACCUCACUUCAAUCAUAUUUUUCAAAAACGAAUUCAGAGGUAUUUUUCUACUUCCGUGCACUUUUGGAUCUAUUUAUGGAGAGGAGUUACACCCCCCCCACCCCCCCGCACGCGCGCGCACUUGUGUUUCCAGUUAUUUGAAUAUUUACACAAUAUAAUGCUUUUUUUAAACCCCCACAUCUUAAAGGCUGCAUUGUUUUUUCCUACCACUGGGGGGCAGCAAAGAGUCAGGGGAAAAACAAGAUGACGCUGCUAAUUUGGGGUGUCUUCUAGAGCCACGCAUCAUCGAACCCACCAAAUCACCAUUUAAAAAUUUAAUUCAAAUGAAUAUCAACUUUAAAUGCAACAACGGUUAAGAUGUGUUCACUUUUUAAUGGAUUGGCCACUUGACUGAAGGUUUUGGUAUUUUAAAGCACACUAGUGGUGUUUAAAAGCGGACAAAAACAAGCCAAAUGUAAAAUGGCGAUAAAGUCGCUGGUGGUAUGCAGAUGCCACCCUGUGGUACUCAGGAACAUGAGAUGUUUUGUAUGUUUAAAAAAAACUCAUGAUAUUGGAGACAUACAGGAUAUAGGUAUGAAAGAAUUGUACAAAUACACACGAGAUAUGAACUCCCUUUACAUACACCACGAGUCAAGCCGCAUAUUCAAAGCUAGCAAAACCAGAGGUACAGUCAUCCCUCACUGCCUUAGCGCUUCCAACUUCACAGCUUCACCCGAUCACAGCUUUUCAAAAACACAUCAAUGAAUGAGUCAUGUUGUUUUGGGAUUGAAUACAGCCUAUUAGUUGUCAAAAAGCGCACCUAUUUAAGCAAAUGUUAUUGGUUUUUUUGCCUAAAUGAAGCAUUUUCAAGCAUGAAAAUGGCAAAAUGAACAAAAAUACAAAUACAAGGCAUUACCAAGACGCAUUCAAUUUGCGACUGUAGAACAGCGGAGCCUCGGCUAAUGUGUUUUUCGGUUAACGUCAAAAAUGUACGCACCAUUUUGCCUCAGUUUGCGUACAUUUUGUGAACAUGUCAUGUCUUGUCAUCUUAUUCACACAGUGCAUGAAUCCAUGUGUAUUCCAAACGAGGUUUUUUUAUUAUCAGAAAACGUCAUUCCUUGUUAGCAUCCUAUUAGCUAGCUAACAAAAUGGCAGCCUGAGCCGGUAGUGGCGCUCAAAAAUGUGAACACGAAGCUGCUUCGUGUCUUAGCUGCUCCUAAGACACAGCAAGAUUAACCACUUGCAAUGUUCUUUGGCUCCAAUUUGGGUUGUUGAGGUGAGAAAUGCCACCGAAUUCCAGCAAUAACUCAAAAACGGGCAUGUGGCAGUUGCUGAACCCGCAGCCACAUCGUGUCUUUGGAAACUGUCCUCAAGGAUGGCGUCUUCGUAUAUGUUACGUAUAUGUUCACCUAUCCCUUUCAUUUAUAUGUCUUUAGAAGCAUUUUAUCGGGUUUUCCGAAUGUCAAACUAUAGUUGUAAAACUAUAAAAACGUGUUUUGUGUUAACAUUUUUGGCUUUCUGCAACGGAUGACAGGUUAGUAUUCCGUUUCGGUGAGAGUCAGAACUUCUGGAAACGAGUAAUGACGCGAACCAAGGUUCCACACUCGCUCGGACGUUUUUUUAUUGGUGAGACCAUUCCUCACAAAAGGGGGGCAAUAAGCUGAUCCCUGAAUGGUCUAGAUGGCCAGUGGAGUGGCCGUAGAGUGGCCACCCCGUAGCUCCGCCACUGCUUUUGGAGCGUCGAGGACACGUUUUCAAUGCAUAGUUUCUGGACUCGGCUCCCCAUCAUGGCGGUCAAACCCACGAGGGCAUAAUACGGAAGCGGAUGCCAAUCGCCACUCCUUUAACUCUAGAGUCCUCGCUUACACCCCACUCAUGCUGCCACAGAGAGCUUCCAUUAUGAACACAUUUAUGUGCUCAAUUACGCUUCACCAUUUGAUUCAAAGUCAACAUCGUGAGAAAACCGACCACAGUCACCUUGGAAAACGUACCUACCGCUUGCAGUUCAUGCAAAACGCCCUUUUACUCACAGCUCCUCCACACGGAAAGUUGUGUGUUGCAGUCAAAUGCGUCCAGGCGGAAACGGCGGCUUGUCUGAACUAAUGUUCUGCACCACAGAGCCACGAGGGUCUGCAUCGUAUUUCAGCGGCUGUCCACACAGAAACGUUUUCAGGCCAAAGCGGCACGGUAUGUUAUUGUUUCAGCCUUCCUUCACGCGGGGACGGCGUUCCGGGUGACCUGAAACGGUCUUGCUGUUUUUUUAAAAACGGCUUCCUAAGUGGGAAAAUCUUAAACCGCUGGCUUGUUGUCACCAUGUAAACAGGCAAUACGGGAACGAUGACGUCACCGACCUACCGCCACCCCAUCGCUGUACCAGCAGCUUGCUGGAGACCCCUGAGCUGCUAUGUAUGCUUGGCCCUUCUACUUCCUGUCCCAGUUUAGACGCCAUGCAAUGGAAAUAAUAAUACAUGACAUACAUAAAGUCCAUGCAGCUACAUUUAACCUUCUCUUGUCAGCGCAAGUCCCAUUUUUUUGUGUCGGCAUUUCUUUUUGGUCCACCUUUCCAGGAUGUGUUGUAAAGCAGGGGUGUCCAAAGUGCGGCCUCGGGGCCAUUUGUGCCCCCAGAUUGUUUUAAUGUAAUUGUCUAAAAAUACAAUUGAACUAAAUAAAAAGGGGAAAGAAUAAUUCUAAAAUACACCUAUAACACGAGCGUAUCCUUGUUUGGACAACCCUGCCAUGAUUAAAGUGUUCACCAGACUUGAGGAUGAUGAAGAGCAUCUUGGUUCCUUGGCUUCCGGCCUGCAAUGAGAUGUCAAAGAUGACUUUUAAAAGGACAAAACAGCUUUUCCAAAGUGCUUUGGGAGAUGAUCAUUGAUUAUCGAUUGAUUUAUUUUGGUUCACCAGUGUGGAAUAAAAUGGAUGUGUAAAAAUCAGCUCUCUGGUUCACAAGAAACUUGACCUGUAAAUGUGUGACAUAAGGAGAAAAACUGUCCUUUUUUAGCAUUGUCCGUUUUCCACUCGUUUUUAGGACAUUGAAUUGACACUUUUUGCUGUUUCGCCCGUUGAAAUCUUUGCGAUUAUUCUUAUUAUUGUCUGUCAGGGUGUGAGGGAGUAGAUACAGGACAGAUUACAAGGAAAAGGAUGUGUUCCAACUGUUGGGGAAAGUCUAUUCCAGGGUGCUGGGGUGUGGGUUGGAGGUAUGGGGUGAAUGAGGCUUUGCCGAGCUUCACAACCGUACCACCCACGACUUUCUCCACUUCCAGAAGUGGGCGGGACUUAGAAAAAAGGAUGUAUCUCGGGAACCGGAAGUCAUAGGAGUCGUGGGUGGCACCGUUGGCAGGCAGAAAUUGGUUCCAAGCCGAUAGGACUGAGCGUUCAGGACUUAAUCUCAAAAAUCGCUCGUCCGAUCAGAUUGCAGUACGAGAAGGUCACUGGGUCAGAUUUACAAAAGUCCUCCAAAGAGUGGUUAGGAGCACAUUUCAGGUCGUUCUGAGGUGACUGGACCCCACUUUCAAUGUCACUUUUUUUGACUUACCUUGAAACUUUGGUGAAAUCGGCCUCAGCGUACACGAACCAAACACAAGCUAGCAGUGACCCCCUUCAGGUGACAAACUUCUUUGUUCUCACAUGUAUUAAAACAUACAGAAUCACUGGAAACAAAUACAGUUGGCUACUUGGCUGAUUUCACUUAUUGCAGGCUAUUUAGAGAACUGAUCCCCAGCGAUAAACCCUGUACUGCAAUCUGUUGUACUUUAGUUACAUAAGUACACAUCUACGGCGAUGAUUCCCCCCUCAUUAUUUCAUCUUCUGUCACUCUGACGUUUUCUUUCCUUUUUGAGAAAGAAGUGGAAAGCGUCGUGCAAACAUUUCCAAAUGUGCCUGCAUUGUUUUGUGUUUUGUGCGUUUUGGCGUUGUUGUUUUCUUAAAAGUGGAUUGAUUUUUGUCUGCUAAUUGAAGCUUUGGCAUGUUUUCCACGGAACGGAGAGCCAAACCAGACAGGCUUAUGGUGGUGGCACGGCGUUGUGUACUUGUACUUGUACUCAACUCACGCACACACACACACACACACACACACACUGGAUUACCUGACAUGUGCGCCUAUAUCCCUCAGGUGUAUCUUCAUUUCUCUUUCUUCCCUGUGAAUUUUCCUGGGUGUCUCAUUUCACCCCAGCUUUCUUCCUUGCUUUGGCCCAAACCCAAAGAUGGGGGCGGUGUUUGCUUACCCUUAACCCCCCUCCCUCCCAUGGCUGCCCUCCACAAAAGCAAACUUGUUUUUUCAACUCUAUUCUGACACCAACCUGUCAUAUUACUUUCAUGGGCCUGCGGCACUUUCUACAAGUCCAAUGAAAGACGCACGAUGGCCUGGUGGUCAGGGGGGUGUGGAAGAUCUGGGUUGGAAUCCCCAUCGGGCAUGUCUCUGUGGAGUUUGGUUUGCAUGUUCUCCCCGUGCGUGCGUGCAUGAAGUUCCCCGGGUACUCGGGCUUCCUACCACAUUCUAAGAACAUUGGAGAUGAUAAAUGAUCCAUCGAGUGUGAAUGCUUGUUUGUGUAUUUGUGCCCUGCCAUUGGCCCGCCUCUCGCACAGAAGUCGGCUGGGGCAUACCCCACCCCACCCCCCCACCCUGGUGAGGACAAGCGGCAGAGAAAAUGAAUGAAGAAGAAAAGUCGAAAAACAGGCCAAAAUGUAAAGAGAAACAUGUUGUGUUGAAUCUACAGAGAAGCUGAUUUGUGUAGAAAUGACAUGUGGAUGCUGAAAUGCUGUACACACGAUGUGGGAAUACUUACAGGGAAUAUGGCGACCUCUUGAGAAAGGUGGCGCUCAUCCGUUCAUUUUUCAUGGAAAUAUUGUGGAGUUCGGAACAAUUUGGGGAUUUUUUGGAAAGGUGGUUGGCUGGAGUCCCAAUGCUUUAGAAAUGGCUGUCGAACCUUUUUCACACUGUUAGAGCUCAAUGCAUCUCAGUUACGUUUUAAAAGGGGGGCAAUCACUUUUUCACACAGGGCCAUGUAGCUUUGGAUGUUUUUUUCCCUUAAUAAUAAAAAGUUUCAUUUAAAAACUGCAUGAAGUGUUGAGUUGUGUUGUCACUGGCUAAUAUUUACAUCUGGUUGAUGAUCUGAAACGUUUACGUGGGACAAACAUGCACAAAAGUAAGACGUCAGGAAGGGGCACACACUUUUCCAC